GACUGCCCAUCACGAGAAGGAAGCCCCUGGAUCGGAUCCUCUGCUUCCCAGGUCUGUUACUUGCCCUCUUCCCCCCCUGGCCAAGCUGAUCGGCGUGACUGCUCAACUGUACUGUUCCAAACUUUCCUUUCACGUGUGUGGGUGCUUGUGCAUGCGUGCGUGUGUGCAGAGCAGCAGGCCAGGGUAGGAGCAUGCGGUGACCGGGGCCAGGGCGCUGUGCCGGGCGUGCGCUCUCCAGCGUCGCGUCUCGGGUGAGUCCUUCCUCGGGGAGGGUGUGGGGUUUGGGGUUUGGCUAGGGGAGGGAGGACUCGUGGUGCGCGCGCGGGCUCCUGUCUGGGCACGCGCACGCUCUGCUCCGGGCUUGUGAGUGUCUGUCUGUCUGUGUGUGUGUGUGCAUGUGUGUGUGUGCAUGCAUGUGUGAGUGUGCACUCUGUGUGUUGGUGCACGCGCCCGCGCGCAGGAAGCUCGAGAUUGGAGAUUGGAACCUGCUCUCUCUGGGCUGCCCCCGGACCAGGAGCCCCGGCCCUGGCAGGUCCCGGGCCCUGACAUCCAGCCUACCAGCCCGAGGAGGAGGAAGAAAAAGAGGAGAUGCCGGGGCCACUCUCUUCCAGGUCCAGAGGCCAGAAUUGCUUUCUCCUUGACCCAUGGUGGACUCUUGAACUCUGAGGAGGGUCAGCUUUUCCACUUCAGUCCUCUCCCUCCUCAGAUCCAGCCCGUCUGUGGCUGAGUAGGUGCCCACACCGCGGGGCCUGCGGGAGCAAUGGGAAUGAGUCGGGGCAGACUCUGGGCGACCAGCCGCUGCCUCUCGCGCCCGCCCAUCCCCGUCAGACGUGGGCAACCCCAGGCCACGAUCAGCGCUCUACGGACAGCGAGGCCCGCGGCUCAGCUCAGAGUGGCUGACCCCUAAGGAGUCCCUGCUCCGGCCUCCGGCCCCCGCCCCAGGCCAGCGAUGUUCGAAGGGGAGUGAGCGGGCUGCUGAGUGACUCCAUGGCUCGGGCCCGGGGCGCCCACUGAGCCCGGGCCGCCCCUCCCCAGCCCAGCCCUCCGCCCGCCGCCGCCAAGAUGGUGAUGUCCCAGGGCACCUACACCUUCCUCACCUGCUUUGCCGGCUUCUGGCUCAUCUGGGGGCUCGUAGUCCUCCUCUGCUGCUUCUGUAGCUUCCUCCGCCGCCGCCUCAAGCGGCGCCACGAGGAGCGGCUGCGAGAGCAGAACCUGCGCGCCCUGGAGCUGGAGCCCCUGGAGCCCCUGGAGCCUUUGGAGCUGGAGGGCAGCCUGGCCGGGAGCCCCCCCGGGCUGGGGCUGGCCCCCGGACUGGCCCCGCAGGCCCGAGUCCGUCUGGAGGCCCCCGGCCAUCCCCAUGCCCUGCAUCACUCGGCCCCACCACAGCACCAGCCCCACCCAGGCCACCAUCACCCGCAUCCACCCCACUCGCACUCGCACCCGCACCCGCACCCUCAUCCGCACCCGCCUCACGUCCUGGUGCCGCCCCGGCCCUGGAGCUACCCGCGCCAAGCCGAAUCGGACCUCUCCAAGCCCCCGUGCUACGAGGAGGCGGUGCUGAUGGCCGAGCCACCGCCGCCCUACAGCGAGGUGCUCACCGACACGCGCGGCCUCUACCGCAAGAUCGUGACGCCCUUCCUGAGCCGCGACAGCUCCGAGAAGCAGGAACAGCCACCCAACUACAAGCCGCUCUUCCUGGACCGAGGCUACUCCUCCGCGCUGCACCUGUCCAGCGCCCCGCGGCCCGGCCCUCCCUGCCCAGCCCUCUACCUGCAGGCCGAGCGCUCCCGCCGUGUCUUCCCCAGCUGGACCGACUCGGAGCUGAGCAACCGCGACCCUCUGGAGCACGGAGCCUGGCGCCUGCCGGUCUCCAUCCCCUUGUUCGGGAGGACUACAGCCGUAUAGAGGGGGCGGCCCGAGCCCCUGCCCCCCUUCACCCCCUCGGUCCCACCCCAGGGGCUGAGCGCCCGGACCGGAGCCAGCGCUGCCCCGCUCCCUGCCCAGUCCCGCGCCUUCCUCCCCUUCUCCUUCCCCGAGGGCAGGCCAUUCAGACUUUUAGGCCUCGGGGAUUUUUAAAAACAAAAAACGCUUCCCUGGGACUCGGGGCUAUUUCUUACCCUGUUUGUUACAUUUUGAGGAUAAUAAAGGUGUGUGAUCGGCUUUGGUA
This is a messenger RNA of Monodelphis domestica (gray short-tailed opossum), 2167 nucleotides long. It is a transcript of the gene PRR7, whose product is annotated as proline rich 7, synaptic. The record is from RefSeq and is a predicted model, not a curated record. Lineage: Eukaryota; Metazoa; Chordata; Mammalia; Didelphimorphia; Didelphidae.